AUGCGACUCAAGACCCUUCUCCCCGUCACUCUCCUCGCCGCCGGCGCAACAGCGCAGCAGGUCGUACGCGAGACCAUCGAGGGAUACGUCUUCGAGCACUCGGGCCCGGUAGAUGCGGCCCCUCAGUCCACCUACGAGAUCCGGGGCCUCAAGACCGCCAACGAGCUCCUCAAGACCCGCAUGGGGCUCGACCCCGCGACGUCAGACGACCUAGCCGAGCUGAGGACCGAGAACAGGCGCCUCAAGGCCGAGUUCGACGCUGACGGCUUCCUGGAGCUCCUGGCGCCCGACAUUGCCGCUGCCGACGCCUUCUGGCAGGACGUGAUCCAGAACUCGACUUCGGGCAGCUGGAUACCGGCUGACGCUAGGGGCACUGCUUUCUUGCCGAACUUGACGGCCCUGGCGUUCGCCGCGUGGUCUCAGUCACCACUUGCCGACGAGAGCAACAAUGACGCGAACGGGGAGCACUACUUCAAGCGUAGCGUCACCACGGGGCAGGGCAAGCUCUCCUCGAUCUUGGAAGGAUGGGGCGGCGUGACGACGCUGUUCACCAUCCCAGACUACGCCACUCCCCCGAACAGGGUCCAGUUCCCGUUCCUGCGGCUCCUGCCCGAGUUCCCCUUCCAGGCGGCGGGCAGCAAGGUCCUCGAGGACAAGAGCGAGGACCCCCUGUUUGGGGUGCUGCACAUCUCGGUGCGGGAUGUUGUCGGGGAGGCGGGCGAACACGGUAUCGAAAUCUACUCGACCGUCUGGUAUGGCGAUGCUGCUGAGGACUCAUUCCUCGAGGCAGAGAGGCAGCACAUGGUUACUGAGAUCAUCAACCUAUCGAUUAAGGCACAGAAGGAUGUCGAGAGCGGCAGGUUCACUGUGCCUUCCGUGUGA
Diaporthe citri is the source of this 882-nucleotide messenger RNA. RefSeq lists its product as uncharacterized. Bases 1 to 882 code for a protein of 293 amino acids. The transcript has a single exon. The record is from RefSeq and is a predicted model, not a curated record. NCBI's taxonomy places the organism in Eukaryota, Fungi, Ascomycota, Sordariomycetes, Diaporthales, Diaporthaceae.